AUCAUGAAAACCUUCGACCAUGUCAACGUUCUUGGGCUUCUGGGGUUGACCUUUGACGCGGACAAAAACCCCUUGGUGGUGAUACCCUUCAUGGCAAACGGUGACCUCAAGACAUAUCUGGUCAAGAAGAAACAGACCUUGGCGACAUCUCUGCUGAUGAGGUUUGCCUCACAUGCUGCACUCGGUAUGAGUUACUUGGCUCAGCACAAGUUUGUCCACAGAGAUCUUGCGGCCAGAAAUUGCAUGGUGGAUAGUGAUCUUCUGGUGAAGAUAGCGGAUUUUGGACUAUCCCGUGACAUGCACGAAUCGGAUUACUACACAAGCGGCGAUGCCCAGGCUAAGCUGCCUAUCAAAUGGAUGGCUCCCGAGUCCAUGGAACGUCGAGUGUACAACGCCAGGACUGACGUGUGGUCAUACGGUGUGCUCCUAUGGGAGAUUUUCAGUAAGGGUGCAAAACCGUAUCCAGGAAUUCCCAACCAAGAUGUGUAUGAUUUCUUGAAGAGAGGUCAACGCAUGGAUGCUCCCAAGAACUGCCCGCCAGAAGUCUACGGCAUAAUGGUAUGUUGCUGGCAGGACAACCCAAAAUCACGUUGCACCUUCGUCCAAGUUGCUAACGAGCUGGAAGAACUGUUGGAGGGAGACCGUGACUACGUAGCAGCUCCUAGUGCGGGUGUGGUUGGUAAGCGACCCAUCGAACAUCGCGAAGAACCUGGUGUCAAAGACGACAGCUAUCUGGUCCCGAUGCAGCAGGAGACCGCCUUUGGUGCUGACGGACCGUGUAGUGACAGAGAAACCAGCGGGAGCCAUGCGACCGCCGCCCAUGAUCCCUUGGAUUAUGUCAAUAAAAUUGUCAUUAGAUAA
This is a messenger RNA of Patiria miniata (bat star), 861 nucleotides long. Its product is annotated as tyrosine-protein kinase receptor Tie-1-like. Bases 4 to 861 code for a protein of 285 amino acids. The record is from RefSeq and is a predicted model, not a curated record. The transcript has 5 exons. Gene Ontology annotation, cellular component: signaling receptor complex. Gene Ontology annotation, biological process: protein phosphorylation; cell surface receptor protein tyrosine kinase signaling pathway; multicellular organism development. NCBI's taxonomy places the organism in Eukaryota, Metazoa, Echinodermata, Asteroidea, Valvatida, Asterinidae. Gene Ontology annotation, molecular function: ATP binding; transmembrane receptor protein tyrosine kinase activity.